CUUCUCACAAAGUGAACAUCAUUCCAUAUCAACUUGCAAUAAGUCAAUAACAUUGAUCAACUACUCUAGUUUUUCAUCAGAAAUGGAAGAGACCACCAACAGUACUUCAACAGCAAAAAGGUGUGCUAUUGUUACAGGGGCCAAUAAAGGAAUUGGACUCGAGAUAUGUCGUCAGCUAGCAUCUAAUGGAAUUGCAGUAAUAUUAACAGCCAGAGAUGGGAAGAAGGGUAUUGAAGCUAUUGACAAUCUGAAACUUUCUGGCCUCUCAGAUGUGUUUUUUCAUCAACUUGAUGUAAAAGAUCCUGCCAGUAUUGCUUCAUUAGCGAAACAUGUACAAACUCAUUUCCAAAAACUUGAUAUCCUGGUUAAUAAUGCAGGAAUUAGUGGAAUUGAUUUGGAUGGUGAAGCAUUUAGAGCCUUCAUACAAGGAGGAGGGAUUGUGAGCGAUGAGAAUGCCCACUUGUUGGAGAAUAUCAUGAAGCAAACUUAUGAGAUGGCAGAAGAGUGUCUCAAGACAAAUUAUUAUGGAACCAAAGGAGUAACUGAAGCACUUCUUCCUCUCCUGCAACUCUCCACUUCAGCAAGAAUAGUGAAUGUUUCCUCUGUUUACGGACAACUAAGUUUUAUCUACAACGAGAAGGUCAAACAAGAGUUGCAGAAUGUCGACAGCUUAACAGAAGAGAAAAUAGAUGAGGUUUUGCGGUGGUUUCUAAUGGAUUUCAAGGAGAAUAAGUUGCAGGCCAAUGGGUGGCCCCUUAGAUUGUCUGCUUAUAAAGUUUCCAAAGCUGCCAUAAAUGCCUAUACUAGACUUGUAGCAAGAAAAUUCCCUGAUUUUCGUGUGAAUUGUGUUCAUCCUGGAUAUGUCAAAACAGAUAUGAAUGAUUACACAGGAAACUUGACUCCCGAGGAAGGUGCUAGUGCACCUGUAAUGCUGGCUUUGUUGCCUGAUAAUGGUCCUUCUGGCUCCUACUACGAUCAGAUGCAUCCAUCCAUGUUCUGAUCUAAAAUUAAUCUGCAAGUAUGUGAGGUGAAGAAAGAUAUCAUAAUUGUUGGUGAAUGAUAUUGGCAAGUUAUAUUUGUUCUA
Molecule: messenger RNA, 1084 nt
Organism: Cornus florida
Lineage: Eukaryota; Viridiplantae; Streptophyta; Magnoliopsida; Cornales; Cornaceae
Product: salutaridine reductase-like
Exons: 5
Coding region: 83-1000 (305 amino acids)
Cellular component (GO): membrane
Molecular function (GO): oxidoreductase activity, acting on the CH-OH group of donors, NAD or NADP as acceptor
Source: RefSeq, a predicted model, not a curated record